AUGUCUGAAUCUUAUUAUUUCGAUGGUUAUGAUUUUGACGAUGAAGGAUUUAUUGAAGAACCCAAUGAAUUGAUAUCAAAUGAAGAGGAGGAUGUAAACGUUUACACGAGUUUUGAUCCCGAAAAAACAACAUCAACCUAUCAUAUUAAACAGGCUGAGAAAGCCUUGAAAAAAUUGAAGUCCAUCAUUGAAGAGAAUGAUUGGAAAAAGGUUCUUAACAUUAAAUCUGGUGUCGCCGUUUACAGUAAAGAUGGGAGUUACGGAGAUGAUAAAGUACCUAUAUUUAUGAGCGAACAUAUCGUUGAGAACUUUACUCCUCAUGCGAUUUUCGCUGUCAUCGGAAUGAGGAAACUCUGGGACCCAUGGUAUGAUGAGGGCAAUCUCGUCGAGAAUUUAGACAAUACGACAAGUCUAACCUAUAUGACCAUGCAAGCAUUGGCUGGUACCAGAACUAGAGAUUUAUCCUUGGUGGAAAAGAUUGAAUAUACUUCAGAUGGAACAAUUUAUUUUGCUACAACCUCAGUUCAAACUCCAAAAGUACCUCUGGUUAUUGACAGAAUUCGUGCACACCUAAAUCUCAAUGGUUGGGUUAUUAAGCCAAUUUCUAAACAUCCACUUCGUACAAAACUUACUUAUAUACUACAGAGUAAAGUUGGAGGUUGGGUUCCAUCGGUAGUAGCUAGAAGAUAUUUAAUAAGACGUCCACUUGUUGUCUACACCAUCGACCAAUAUUUACGAAAGAAUGGCUCCACAUCUUUAGAAAUCGGUAGUACUACGAGUUCAGCUCUUCCUUCUCGUAGAACUAGUAAUGCUUCAUCGGUACAUCCUUUAAAUAAUCUGAAUAACGUUCAUAUAGAUUUGAAAAAACCCGUUUCAAAAGAUAGGAAAGAACCGCAGAAUAGAUCUACCAUACAAAAUAUUCCUCCACGAGAUUUCCUUCAACCAAAAAAUCGAGAUACGAUAGAAGAGACUCCAGUUAAUUCAUAUGAUGAAGAUGUAAUCAAUUCUUCUUCAACGCAAGAUACGAUUGAAAAUCAAAAAUCACCUACACUAACAAGUAUGACCGGCCGAUCUCCUGUUCAAGCUGUCAACAAUAAACCGGUAACUCCUCCUGCUUCAUCAGUAGUACCCUUACGGACUCAAAGUUCAAAAACUUCACUCAAUGGUAAAAAGAAGAAAUUUAUACCGCCACCAUUAACUUUACAUGAUGAUAAAAAGGAAUCUCCCGUAUCACCUCAACCACCGCAAAAAAAGCAUCGAUAUAAGAAUGUCAUAAAUAAAGCUGUUACACAAUUCAAGGAAAAUGUUAAUUCCAUGGAUGGUUGGCAAUUUUAUUCAGAAAGCAAAGGUGUUAAAAUUUAUACGAAAGAUAUUGAAGGUAGAACAUUUCCGAUAAUUAGAGGAGAUUAUACACUUUCUGGUGGUUUCACCGCUAAUGAUUGCUUGGCGAUUCUCAAAAACUUAUCAUUACGAAAAUUAUGGGAUGAUCGUUUCGAUGGUGGUGAAAAUAUAGAAAUCCUUAGUAAUACCGAGAAUACUAGCAGAGUUUCGAUGAAGGGAACUUUUCCUAUUAGUGGUCGUGAUUUUGCUUUAUUCGGAACUGUUGAACAAGAUCCAAUCACCGGUAAAAUUGUUUACGUUACGACUUCAAUAAUUGACCAGGCAAUCCCUGAAGUAAAAAAAUACGUUCGAGCUCAUAUAACCUUUGCUGGGUGGCAGAUGGUUCCAAAUUUUGAUUCUAAAGGAAAUACGGAAUCAUUAAGUCUCGUUUAUAUUGUAGAUAGUGAACUAAAACUUGAUUCCAUCCCAUCUUCUAUUCUUAAAACUCUCUCAACUGGGACUCCAAUGAUCGUUCAAAAGAUAGACGAGAUGUUACACGAGACCGGAUUCCCACCUUAUAUAUUAAAAUCUACCUCUUUGAUCAUAUCAGAGGAUCUUGAACCAAAAACUUUUCAAGGUGAUUUGUUGCUUAUCGCUGAUAGUAAUAGCGUUACAGAAGUUCGAUUCUCCAGAAAAAUGUACCCGAAUGGGUUUAUUUUAACGGUUAAUCCCGACAGUGCAAAGAUUGAAUUACUUCCGAACAAUUCGGAUACCAUUCGAUUGACGCUUCCCUCAAAAGUUAAUACAAAGAAAUUACAUAUUACUAUCACGAAAAGCACAGGUCGAGGUUUUAAACUGACUUAUAAUGAAGGCAAAACAAUUAAUGAAAUUCCAGCUGAUACUAAGGAUGAGGUUAGGGAAAUCCCCGUGACAAUAUCUCGAAAUACAAACAAUGAAAUCAAAACUCGUCCUAAACCAGCAGAAAAUAUCACAAAACAUCAACAACAUUCGGAAGAACCACCUCAACCUGAAGAACUCACUCAACCCGAAAAACCCACUCAACACGAACCCACUCAACCCGAAGAAUCCCCUCAACUCGAAAAACCUCUCCAACCCGAAGAACCCGUAACACUUACGCGUCAAACACGUACAGCUCAUUCUACAAGUUCUUCUACAAAUGCCACACUUGUUGCAAAUGGAACUAUUGACAUUAAUGUAUUAAACGAUCAUAUAACAGAUAAUAAUGAAGUUUUGAAUCGGAUUACAUCAGCAAAUAUAAGAAGAGUUGUUUCUCCAGAGACAUUUCAAUUCAAAGAAGAACCACAAGAACCGUAUCAACAAUUAGACGAAAAACACGAAAAACAAGAGGAUGAAAUAGAAAAACGUGUCGAGUCCUUUGAAAAACACAACAUAAAUCACCAUAGUAAUCGCGAUAGCAAUGAUAUAAUCAUCAUUUCUGAAAACAUAGGAUUCAAUAUACAAGAAAUUAGUUUGAUGUUUGCAGCAAUGUUAAUAUCAUAUUAUGCCGGGAAGCUUAGCUUUUAUUUUAAAAUAUAA
This is a messenger RNA of Funneliformis geosporum, 2877 nucleotides long. The record is from the annotation of a GenBank genome assembly. NCBI's taxonomy places the organism in Eukaryota, Fungi, Glomeromycota, Glomeromycetes, Glomerales, Glomeraceae.